GUUUAAUUCUGUUAUUGCAGAAGAGUAUUACUUUUUUCUGUUGACGAUUCUGUAUGUCUUGGAAGAUGAAGAUGUCGAACUGGGUUUCACUACCAGCAGAUCGGAAGAGUAGAUCGUGCCUCCUUUGCGGUCUCCUCCUUGCUGCAACUUUGAUAUGUUUAGCUUUUUUCACUGGGGAUGCAUUUACCACAGAUAAUAAAGAAAGAUUGUCAAGAUGGGUAAUGGUUGAUAGCAUUCAGAAAAACACAAAGUCUAAUGCGUGCAAGAAUCCAUGCAAGCCCUAUGGAAGUGAAGCAUUGCCAAUGGGCAUUAUUUCUGAGCUGUCUAACUUGGAAAUGCAGCCAUUAGGGGACUCGCCAAUGAAAAAGACGAGUGCAAAGCUGUCAAUGAACUUGUUGGCCAUAGCAGUUGGAAUAAAGCAAAAAGAAAAUGUAAAUCAAAUGGUUAAGAAGUUUCUCUCAAGUAAUUUUGUUUUGAUGCUGUUUCAUUAUGACGGUGUGGUGGAUGAAUGGAGGGAGUUUGAAUGGAGUGAUCAAGCUAUACAUAUUUCUGCUACUAAUCAAACUAAAUGGUGGUUUGCCAAGCGUUUCUUGCAUCCAGACAUAGUUGCUGAAUACAAUUAUAUUUUUCUAUGGGAUGAGGACCUUGGACUAGAAAACUUUCACCCAGGACGCUAUUUAUCGAUCAUCAAAGAUGAAGAGUUGGAGAUUUCACAGCCAGCACUAGAGUCAGGGGUGCAUCAUCAAAUUACUAUGCGUGGGAGGAGGUCAACAGUGCACAGAAGGAUUUUUAAGUCUAAAGGUACGGGGACUAAGUGUGACAGUAACAGUAGAGAUCCUCCAUGCACAGGGUACAGGUGGGUAGAAUUGAUGGCACCUGUCUUCUCAAGAGCAGCUUGGCGCUGCACAUGGUAUAUGAUCCAGAACGAUUUGAUUCAUGCAUGGGGCUUGGAUAUGCAGCUCGGUUACUGUGCUCAGGGUGAUCGAACCAAAAACGUUGGAGUGGUGGAUUCAGAAUACAUAGCUCACUUGGGCUUACCUACUCUUGGAUUGACAUCUAAAGACAAGGCACCGUCUAAGUCCCGUGGAGUGAAAGAUAGCAGAUAUCACGUGAGAUGGCAAUCAUUCAUUGAACUGGAGAUCUUCAAGACUAGAUGGAGGAAUGCAGUUAAGGAGGACAAAUGUUGGAUUGAUCCAUAUCAACAAUCAACUAAUCAGAGUAGCUUUUAGUGUAUAUUUUUACUCUUUUAAAUUUCGACUGGGUUCACAGUUAAUGCAACACACAUUAACUGGAUUCCGCUGAUGGACGUCUUCUUAUUGGAUGGAUUGAACGGCGACCCACCCCAAGCAGCUGAUUAGCUACAGUCUUGUUCUAUUUUAUUGACAGCCUAGGAUUCAGGCUAUUCUUUUGAGGGGUUGCCAACAUGUAGUAUGCUUUAUUUUUGGUGAGUGUCUAUAAUUUGAUCUGUUGUAAAUGGGAUCAUUGUAAUUCUGUCAUCAUUCUUUGCAAUUCUAAUGCAUAAGCUUGUAAUUGAGCAGUGAGCUAGAA
This is a messenger RNA of Telopea speciosissima, 1548 nucleotides long. RefSeq lists its product as uncharacterized. The transcript has 14 exons. The coding region runs from base 54 to 1229 and encodes 391 amino acids. The record is from RefSeq and is a predicted model, not a curated record. Lineage: Eukaryota; Viridiplantae; Streptophyta; Magnoliopsida; Proteales; Proteaceae.